GUAUCCGUGCUCCUGGCAGACUCGGGUCUUACCCCACGUUAUAGCUCWGCCUGCGCUGCUCUGCUGGCUGAGUGAAGAUUGGAAGGUUAACCAGGCCCUGAGAGGAGUUGCAGAAUCCAGCCUCUUUGGCUGCCGUUUGAUUUUUCCCACAUCAUUCCACGAGUUUAUACUCCACAUUGUCCAGUUUAAAUCCAUGAUCCUUGACCCGUCACCAUGGCUUACAGGUCCCGCUUCUCCUUCUGGGAGCAAAAGGUUAAAGUUGAGAACAAGCCAGAUUCUGAUAGUAGUCAGCCUCAGGCAGAGACAAAACCUGGGCUAGAUCCAGCAGGUGGUCCGCAGCCGACUUCUGAGGAGUUCAAUAGUAACCCUGCCUUGGGAGGUCCAGAAGCACCGGGGGAGGAGGAGAGCAAUAAAAGUGUUGCGAGAGCUAUGAGAAGAGUUGUUCGGAGUGCAUUUCCUACUGGUGCAGAGGAGCAAAACCGGCCCGCUGUUUCUAYAUCUGCAUCAGAGCCGGGAUCCUCCAAAGCUGGAGCUGCUGCCGACAAGGAUGAUAUAUCUGUGGGUCUGACCAGUUUAAUGGGCCGAGGCAGAACCAAGGAACAYCGGCCUCGCACCCGCACCCAGGACCGCAAAGAGGAAGCAAAGGAGGAGGAGAAAGGAAAGGCGGAAGAAGGAAAACAAGAGGAGGCCUCAUCCGUAACAACUCCCGCAGCUGCGAACCCCACGCCACCGAAGUCCAACCCCUUCACCCCUCCUCCCAAACCUGAUCCCUUGGCACCGCCGGCUGGUUUCAUCCCCAUUCCCAAACWGAAUCCAUUGACUCCUCCACCUGGUUCCAUGCCUGCCAAAAAAUCGAGCCCCGUGCUGCCCAAACAGAAUCCCUUGGCGAGACCUCCGGGAUUCAUCCCUGUCCCGAAGACCGAUCCGCUGGCACCUCCUGCAGGAUUUAUACCAAAGCCUCGUCUGCUCACUGUAAAGAAACCAGAGUUAUCUGCAUCGAGUGAACAGGAGUGUGUUCAUCCUGCUGCAAAGGUUCCAGAGCUGAUUCCUUUCGAGGAAGACUACAAGCGUGUCAAAAAGAUCUUCACUCUAGAUGAUAAUCGUGCCGGAGGCCACAAACGCACUCAGUCCAAGCUUGUUGAGGACCCCGUGGCCAUCCUUCAGGCAGCACACGCAGCUGCAACUAAGGGGAAGACGGAGGAGCAGAUACGAGCAGAGAAAGCCUGGUACAAUACAGAAAAAGUGUGGCUGGUUCACAAGGAUGGAUUCUCCUUGGCGACACUUCUGAAGACCGAGUCAGGCAGCCUGCCAGAGGGGAAGGUAAAAAUCCRCCUGGAGAGUGAUGGAUCUUUAUUGGACGUGGACGAAGAUGACGCGGAAAAGGCAAACCCUCCGUUGUUUGACCGAGUGGAGGACUUGGCCUCUCUGCAGUAUUUGAAUGAGUCGAGCGUGAUGCACUCCCUGCGGCAGCGCUACGGCAGUAACCUGGUGCACACCCACGCUGGGCCCAACAUGGUGGUCAUUAACCCCAUUAGUGCCCCCUCUAUGUAUUCUGAGAAGGUGAUGCAAAUGUUCAAGGGCUGCAGAAAAGAAGACACUGCCCCGCACAUUUACAGCAUGGCUCAGGCCGCCUACAGGAACCUCUUGACUACUCGCCAGGAUCAGUCCAUCGUCCUCCUUGGCAAGAGUGGAAGCGGAAAGACGACAAACUGUCAGCACAUCAUCCAGUAUCUUGUUACUGUCGCCGGAAGUGCCAAUAAAACUUUCUCUACUGAAAAAUGGCAGGCAGUCUAUUCAGUUUUGGAGGCUUUUGGAAACGCCUCCACUUGUAUGAACGGGAAUGCAAGUCGCUUCUCCCAUGUUGUUUCCCUGGAGUUUGAUCAGGCAGGAUUGGUGACUUCAGCUUCUAUCCAGACGAUGCUCUUGGAGAAAAUGAGAGUGACAAGAAGACCAGAGGGAGAGUCCGCUUUUAAUGUCUUUUACUACCUGAUGGCUGGAGUAGAUAGCUCUCUUAGAACCGAGCUGCACCUCAACCACCUUGCGGACAACAAUGCGUUUGGAAUCGUGCCACAGGCGGAUGAUAAGCAGCGAGCCUCCCAGCAGUUCUCCAAGCUGCAAGUAGCCAUGAAGGUUCUGGGGGUCAGCACUGAUGAGCAGCGGGCCCUUUGGCACGUCCUUGGGGCCAUCUAUCACCUUGGAGCUGCCGGAGCUACCAAAUCUGGCAGGAAACAAUUUGCUCGUCACGAGUGGGCCCAGAAGGCAGCUUACCUGCUGGGCUGCACCCUGGAGGAGCUUUCCUCUUCCAUCUUCAAGCAUCAAGCCAAGGGCAACCUGCCCAGAGYCGGCGCCAGCCGCCAGGCUUCUGAAGAAAAUGGCACAGCAGAUGCAGGAUCCAAGGCUACAGCCAUGGAGUGUUUAGAGGCCUUGGCAUCCAGCCUCUAUUCUGAACUUUUUAACAUUGUUGUAUUUUUGAUAAACAGGGCCUUGAAAUCCAACCAGCACUCCCUGUGCUCUCUGCUCAUUGUGGACACGCCAGGCUUUCAGAACCCAAGGCUCGCUAAGCGCGAGAGCGGCACAACCUUUGAAGACCUCUGCCACAACUACACUCAAGAGCGUUUGCAGAGCCUCUUUUACCAGCGCACCUUUGUUCAGGAGCUGGAAAGAUACAAAGAGGAGAACAUCGAUCUCGCCUUAGAAGACUCUGAGUCCAGCUCUUCUCUGUCCGUUUCAGUUGUGGACCAAAGCUCGAGCCAAGCGCUGGUGCGCACAGUUCGAACAGAAGAGGCCCGAGGCCUGUUGUGGCUGMUGGAGGAGGAGGCGCUGCAGCCUGGGGGAUCCGUGGAAACACUGCUGGGGCGACUCUUUAGCUACUACGGACCGGCUGAGGGCGAGAGUAAAGGUCACACAUUUCUUUUGAGGAGYGAGAAAGAAUACCACUUCCUGCUGGGCCACAGUCACGGGACGGACUGGGUGGAGUACGAUGCCCGUGGGUGGCUGAACUACGCCAGACAGAAUCCUGCUUCCGCCAACGCCGUGAGCCUCCUGCAGGAAUCCCAGAAGAAAAUCAUCAGCUCAUUGUUCAUGAGCAGAGCAGGUGGAUCUACGGUGUUGUCUGGUUCCAUCGCUGGCCUUGAAGCUGCUUCCAGGAUGUCCAUGCGAAGGGCUACUAGCAUGAGGAAAACCUUUAUUACAGGGGUAGCUGCUAUCAAGAAGAAGUCGUUGUGCAUCCAGAUAAAACUUCAAGUGGAUGCCCUUCUUGAAAUGUUGCGGAGGUCUAAGAUUCACUUUGUUCACUGCAUACUGCCUAAGGCAGAUGCUCUGAGGGCUCUUAGUGGAUCUCUGUUCAAAGCUGGGGAAUCUGAGACUCAGGGGGAGCUCGGCGAUCCUGGCCUAAUGCAGCUAGAUGUAGCCUUGCUUCGUGCUCAGAUACGUGGAUCCAAGCUGCUUGAUGCUCURCGGAUCUACAGGCAAGGUUACCCUGAUCACAUGGUGUUUUCGGAGUUUCGACGACGCUUCGAUGUGCUGGCCCCGCAUCUCACCAAGAAGCAUGGGAGGAAUUACAUUGUGAAGGAUGAGAGGAGAGCUGUGGAGGAGCUUCUGGAAUCCUUGGAUUUGGAGAAGAGCAGCUACCACAUGGGUCUGAGCAGGUUGUUUUUCAGAGUUGGCACUUUGGCUAAGCUGGAAGAGCAGAGGGAUGAGCAGACCAAACGUAAUCUAACCCUGUUCCAAGCUGCCUGCAGAGGYUACCUCGCACGGCAGGCCUUUAAGAAGAGAAAGAUCGCAGAGCUGCUGGCAGAGCUUGCUGAUGAGAGGAGCACCAGUGAGUCAGCUUCUCAGCUGCUGGAGACUGAGACUUCAGAAAGACUCCGCCUGGAGAAGGACAUGAAGGAUCUACAGGUUAAGUUUGAUGCCAUGACGAAACAGUUAGAAUCACAGGAAAUGGAGCUGAUGGAAGCACGGCUCAUGAAAACUUCUGAGCUUAACGGGGAGAUGGACGACGACGAUGAUUCUGGAGGAGAAUGGAGGCUAAAAUACAACAGAGCCAUUCGGGAAAUGGACUUCAACAAAAAGAAGCUGCAGCAGGAGUUUGAUGACAAGCUGGAAACGGAGCAGCAGAGCAAAAGACAUAUUGAGAGAAAGCUAGCCGAUCUGCAGGCAGAUAAUGAGGAUCUGCAGCACUCCGUGCAGCAGCUGAAGAAGAAGUGCCAGAAGCUGACGGCCGAGCUGCAGGACACCAAGCUUCAUCUGGAGGGCCUACAGAGCCGCAACCACGAUCUGGAGAAGAAACAGAGGAAAUUUGACCUGGAGCAGAGCCAGUUUCAGGCUGAGGUACAAAGAGAAAAGAGCCAGCGGGAGAAACUGGCUCGAGAAAAAGACAUUAUGACUGGCGAGAUAUUUAACCUCCGCCAGCAGCUGCAGGACAAGGACACUGAAUUGUUCACCACCAGCGCGAAAGUGCAGCAGCUGAACUCGGAUCUGCAGGACCUGUCCUCCCAGGAGUCCAAGGACGAGGCCUCGCUGGCCAAGUUGAAGAAACAGCUUCAUGAACUUGAGGCGAAAGUGAAGGACCAGGAGGAGGAGCUGGACGAACAGGCUGGAAGCAUCCAAAUGUUGGAGCAGACUAAGCUGCGGCUUGAGAUGGAGAUGGAGAGGCAGCGRCAGAGCCACUCCAAAGAGAUUGAGAGCAGGGAUGAAGAGGUGGAGGAAAUCAGGCGGUCCUGCAGUAAGAAGCUGAAACAGAUGGAGAUUCAGCUGGAGGAGGAGUACGACGACAAGCAGAAAGUCCUGCGUGACAGAAGAGACCUGGAGUCCAAACUUCUGAUUACCCAGGACCAGGUGAGCCAGAGGGAUGUGGAGACAGAGAAGAGGUUGAAGAAGGACUUAAAGAGGACCAAAGUCCUUCUGGCUGAUGCACAAAUUAUGCUGGACCACCUGAAGAGCAAUGCWCCCAGCAAAAGGGAGAUUACCCAGCUCAAAAAUCAACUGGAGGAGUCAGAGUUCACUUGUGCAGCAGCGGUGAAAGCUCGAAAGGGCAUGGAGAUUGAAAUCGAAGACCUGCAUAUCCAAAUGGAGGAUGUGGUCAAAAAUAAAAUGGCGUUGGAGGAGCAGGUCAGCCGUCUGCAGAGAGAGAAGAACGACUUGCAGUCUCGCAUGGAGGAGGACCAGGAAGAUAUGAAUGAGCUGAUGAAGAAACAUAAAGCUGCUGUUGCACAGUCUGCCAGGGACUUGAGCCAGAUCAGUGACCUGCAGGCCCAGCUAGAAGAAGCCACAAAAGAGAAGCAGGAGAUCCAAGAAAAGCUCCAUUCAAUACAAAGCCAGUUAGAGUUCCAGGAACAGUCUAUGGUGGAGAAAUCGCUUGUGAGCCGUCAGGAGGCCAAAAUCCGGGAGCUGGAGACCAAGCUGGAGUACGAGAGGACACAGAUCAAACGCUUAGAGAGCCUGGUGGGUCGUCUAAAGGAGAAUCUCGAAAAGAUGACAGAGGAGAAAAACCAACACGCCGCUGCAGAAAACAGGGAGAAGGAGCAGAACAAGCGCAUGCAGAGGCAGAUGAGGGACAUAAAAGAAGAGAUGGCUGAGCUGUCCAAGAAGGAGGCRGAGGCGAGCCGGAAGAAGCACGAACUGGAAWUGGACAUUGAGAGCUUAGAGGCGGCAAAUCAGAGCUUACAAGUGGAUCUUAAGCUGGCCUUUAAGAGGAUAGGGGACCUGCAGGCUGCCAUCGAGGACGAGAUGGAGAGUGAUGACAACGAUGACUUAAUCAACAGUUUACAAGACACGGUGACAAAAUAUCAGAAAAGAAAGAACAAAACUGGAGGAGACACAGAAACAGACUCAGAAGUGGAAGACCGUGUGGAUGGGGUUAAGUCGUGGCUUUCCAAGAACAAAGGCUCCAGCAAAACUCAGUCUGAUGAAGGAAGUCUUAAGAGCAGCAGAUAUUCAGCAAAUGCAGAUGCCAAGGAGAUAAAGGAAGGUAAGGAGAAGAUGAGUGACAGCGGUAAAGACGGGAAGGAGGUCGAGCCGAGCAGAUCGGUGUCUGUCAUGAGUUCCCUCAGCUACAGGAAACGCUCCAACCUCAAGGAUUCCAUAGGGGGUACGGGGGAUGACAGCUCACUAUUCAGCACUCUGAAAGAACAGCCUGACAUGCCAGAUCACACUGCCAUUCGUAAAGCUAAGUCAAAAACCGGUGAGCUCCAGGAYGAUCGAAGGAAGAGUCAGGACGACGCCGACGAUAAAGGUUCUGUCAUUUCCCUGGCCUAUUCUGAAGCCACCAGCAGAGCCAGGAAGGGCUUGGAGUCCCGCUGGACUUCCCGCAGAAGCCCGGAGUUCGAUAAGGAAUCCAUGGUGUCCUCUGUUGCUCCCAGCAGGAUGUCCACCAGGAGGGGCAUGCUGGACUUGGARGAUGACAAUAAGUCGACCAUUAGCAGUGUGAGCCGCUCCAGCCCACGGUCACUGCGCCGCAGCACCUCCUGGAAAGAUGAAAAACGCAGCAGCUCUCGCUUGUCUCUUGCUCGCAGCUGUGGCCUCAGUGAUUUUGGUCUACAUGUAAAUGACGAUGAUGAUGAAGAAGGCCAGAGUUUGGCAUUUGGUGAGGGUGGACACUCGCCUUACAGUUCCGUCAGUCGCAGCUUCUCCACGCCACCUCAGCCACGUUCUUCGGACAACAAUCUGCCCGACACGUCUGACAUUAAACCUGUCACUCACAGAAAUUACUUGGACCCUGACUUAGAGGCUGCAAUUAAUGAGGUGCUGAGCUUCAAACCCAUUAAGUUCAAGCGAAGCAAACUGGAUGAAUCUAGUGAUGAGGAAGAAAAGAAAGGUCCAGGAAGUGAGGACAGUCGUAAGAAGGAAGGAGACGAGGCCUUUGCCUCAUCAAGCCUGCUUCGAUCCUCAUCAAGCUUUGCUCAGGAUUACGGUGAUCGCAAAUCCAGCACCUCCUACAGUCAUAAAGWUAAAAAAACUAAAACUUCCUCAUCAGACUCCUCCUCCUCUGACGAUGAUCGUCACAGCAGAAAGAGUACAAAAGGGAAAAAGGAUAAGAAGUCCAAGAAGAAAUCAAAGAAAAAACCAAGCGAAUCAGAAGAUUCCUCUUCCUCCUCAGACACAUCAGAGUCCUCAUCUUCAGAUUCAGUUAUCUCGUAUCGAAGUUCCAAUAGUGUGAAAAAGGGCCCAAAACAACAGAGAGACAACGAUGAUGAUGAUGAUGACGAGGAGGAGGAGCUUGCUGCUCGUGGACAAUCUAGCAAGAAAAGCAAGAAGAAACAGAAAAAGAUGGAUAGCCUGGUGAUGAAGUACCUCUACAGGCCUGACAGUGAUUGAUACCAACACAACAAGCCCUCCUGUGUACCGGAGACACCUGAGUCUUGGCAGAUCUGAUGAAGAGGACGAAGCUGACAGAGACACCAGCAGGCAGUCCCUGAGG
This is a messenger RNA of Austrofundulus limnaeus, 7417 nucleotides long. RefSeq names its product unconventional myosin-XVIIIa. Gene Ontology annotation, molecular function: cytoskeletal motor activity; actin filament binding; ATP binding. The record is from RefSeq and is a predicted model, not a curated record. Lineage: Eukaryota; Metazoa; Chordata; Actinopteri; Cyprinodontiformes; Rivulidae. Gene Ontology annotation, biological process: actomyosin structure organization. Gene Ontology annotation, cellular component: myosin filament; myosin II complex; cytoplasm.